Tribolium castaneum (red flour beetle) is the source of this 1402-nucleotide messenger RNA. RefSeq names its product UDP-xylose and UDP-N-acetylglucosamine transporter. Gene Ontology annotation, cellular component: endoplasmic reticulum membrane; Golgi membrane. The record is from RefSeq and is a predicted model, not a curated record. Gene Ontology annotation, biological process: transmembrane transport. The transcript has 6 exons. The coding region runs from base 282 to 1310 and encodes 342 amino acids. Lineage: Eukaryota; Metazoa; Arthropoda; Insecta; Coleoptera; Tenebrionidae. Gene Ontology annotation, molecular function: UDP-N-acetylglucosamine transmembrane transporter activity; UDP-xylose transmembrane transporter activity.
GCGGCGCCAUCUGGCGGACACGCCGAGCUGACGAUCACAACAUAACCACGAAAAUAAUAAUGUUAAAUUAAUAUUAUUGUUAUUAUCAAUGACGUUUUAAUUGUUACACACGGAAAUAAAUAUCUCGCUGACAGUAAUGUUGGGAUGAAUCAAAGCAAAAUGCAAUUUGUGGCUCAUCAUCGCACUAUUAAAUUAGAGUGACUUGCCACAUUUAUCAGUGAUAAUAAUAACUACAAGUAUUUUUUAAAAAUUACUUAUGUAAUAGUUGUUAGUGGGUCAAAAUGAACUCCAAGGCAGUUGCAGCGAUUGCAACCACACUUUUGGGCUGUGGUUUGAAUAAUGUUUUUCUGGAAUACAUAAUAAAGCAAGACCCGGGGUGUGGCCACCUCAUCACCUUUGCCCAGUUUUUAUUUAUUUCCAUUCAUGGGUUUGUUAUGACUUCGAAGUUUGGAACGGUCACUCCGAAAAUUCCCUUCCAAACUUACUUAAUCCUAGUUGUUCUGUUUUUCCUGACGAGUGUUAUAAACAACUGGGCCUUUAAUUUCAAUAUUCCGGUGCCGCUACAUAUGAUUUUUAGGGCCGGCUCACUUAUUGCAAACAUGAUUAUGGGAAUCUUAAUAUUGAAAAAGAGAUAUACUCUUGAGAAGUACGUAUCUGUUGCUAUGAUCACUCUUGGGAUUAUUAUUUGUACGCUGAUGUCUAGUGGUAAUAAGAAAGUUGAGGCUUGUGUUGACUGUGAUAUUCAAGUGGAGAAGAAAGAGGCCGAUGACCACUUUUUCUGGUGGAUUAUAGGAAUUGCGUUACUGACUGGAGCCCUCUUAUUGUCGGCCCGUAUGGGGAUUUAUCAGGAGUCAAUUUAUAAACAUUAUGGGAAGCAUCCUCAGGAAGCCCUAUAUUAUACUCACUUGUAUUCCCUCCCAGGAUUUUUGAUCUACUCCCCCAGUAUUUGGCAACAUAUGCAGAUUGCGUCCCAGUCAGAACCGUACGAAAUCCCCAUUGUGAACACCAUAGUUCCCAUGUUAUGGUUGUGGAUUGUUUUGAAUGUUGUUACGCAGUAUUUAUGUAUCAGUUCGGUGUAUGUUUUAACGACUGAGUGCACUUCGUUGACUGUUACUUUAGUGAUUACUUUGAGGAAGUUCCUUUCUUUGAUAUUUUCAAUUGUUUAUUUCCAAAAUCCGUUCACUAUCUACCACUGGUUUGGCACCGCUUUGGUCUUCUUUGGGACGCUGUUGUUUGCCGAAGUGUUCACUAAAUUGAAACAGUCCAAUGCCGAGCAAAAGGCAAGCAAGAGUGUGAAGAAAACUAGUUAAGUAUUUUUGUUGUUUUUCCUAGUCGUGACAAAAACCAGUGUAGUUUAAAAGUUUAUUAGAAAAGUUUGAACAAUAAAAAAAUAAAACAGUAA